AUGCCUCCUCCGAAGUGGGAUGACGAAUCUGAAGAAUCUUCUUCUGAAGAAUCAGUAGUCGUCCCUGUCGUCGCUCCCCGACGUAAGUUUGAAGACGAGGAAGAUUCCGACGAUGUUGCCGAUAAUUGGGAAGAGGAAGAAGACUCCGAAGUUGAGAGGGAAAAGGCCGCCAAAGCCGCCGCAGCGAAAGCUCAAGCCGAAGCCGAAGCCGCAGCCAACAAAAAGUCCAAAGCGCAGAGAAUAGAAGAACACCGAGAGGCCAAUAGAAGGCGACGACAGGCGGAAGAGGGACAGGAGAGUUCAGAUGAGGACGAAGAUGAAGCUACCAAGCGAUUGCGUCUGCGACAGACAGAACAAGAAGCCGACCUCAAACACGCCCAGGACCUGUUUGCCGAUGUGGGAUUGGGACCCAAGACCCGCGCCGCACCCAACAAGGCGGUGAUCAUAGAAGACAAGGAAAAUCCAGGCCAGACCCUUGAUCUAUCAACACUUCCUCUGUUCAGGCCUGGUACCAAAGCACAGUUCGACGCUCUCUCAGCCACUCUAGUCCCACUACUCACGGCUUCUUCUUCGAAACCGCAUUAUCCGAUAUGGGUUGCAAAUUUUGUCAAGCAAAUCUGCGCCGACUUGCCAAGUGCCGAGAUCAAAAAGGCAGCAAGCGGCUUGACCGCAUUGAGCAAUGAGAAGAUGAAGGAGGAAAAGGAGCGGGAGAAAGGUGGAAAGAAAUCAAAGGCAGCCAAAACUAAGAGCAGUCUCGCAGCAGGUCGCGAUAUUAGCAGAGGUGUCGCCGAUACGACAAGUUACGAUGAUGGGUUUGGAGAAGAUGAUUUCAUGUGA
Messenger RNA from Capronia coronata CBS 617.96, 837 nucleotides. RefSeq lists its product as uncharacterized. Gene Ontology annotation, cellular component: eukaryotic translation initiation factor 3 complex; cytoplasm. Gene Ontology annotation, molecular function: translation initiation factor activity. The record is from RefSeq and is a predicted model, not a curated record. Bases 1 to 837 code for a protein of 278 amino acids. The transcript has 3 exons. Lineage: Eukaryota; Fungi; Ascomycota; Eurotiomycetes; Chaetothyriales; Herpotrichiellaceae.